Molecule: messenger RNA, 5049 nt
Organism: Nerophis ophidion (straightnose pipefish)
Lineage: Eukaryota; Metazoa; Chordata; Actinopteri; Syngnathiformes; Syngnathidae
Gene: lgi1b
Product: leucine-rich, glioma inactivated 1b
Exons: 10
Coding region: 795-2414 (539 amino acids)
Biological process (GO): myelination
Molecular function (GO): protein binding
Source: RefSeq, a predicted model, not a curated record
CCCCCACCCCCUUGAAAAUAUGGCCCCCAGUACAGUUUACCUCAAUAGCCCUGAUGUAGGCGUUUAAAUGCCACACUGGAAAUAUAAAGAGUCUAUUAUGCGUUAAAUUUGAAGUCAAAAGGUGGCGAAGAAAGAAGUCCAGUGUUUUGUGCCAUUUUCCCCCCACCCACCCAUCAGAACAAAGGGGUCCAAUGUGGGACCAAACUACAAGUGUAUUAUCUUUAAAGAACAAUUUCAAUUGCCUGUUCUUGUCGUGCGCUACUGUUUGACAACAACGCAAUUAAUUUUACAACAUGGCUAGUGCACCAAAUUAAUAUUUAAUGUCUCUUUUCUCCUUCAUCAUAGCAAAGCGUGGAAUCGGGGGGCGGGGGGUGUCAUUUGAAAGAGGCAGGUGCACUGGCUCACAAUGGCCGUCCCCUCAUUAGUCGUGCACUGCUUUUGAGGCGCGCAUAAAUAAUGAUAGUAAAAGCCAAGAUAAGAGAAGAAAUGGGCACUUUUGUUUAGGGGUGCUCGUCCUCCUCCGCCUUUCUCUUUCUCUCGCCCCAUCCUUUUCUCCGUUUGAGGCCAACUUCUUUGUAUGCAGCAGCCUAAUAAGAAGCAGACAACAUUUUGAGGAGGGAGGCAGAAAAGGGGGUGACAUCAAUCUGGAUCUGCUGUCUGUGCCCAUUUGGAGUGCAGCACUUUGCAGAGUGCACUGAGACGCGGUUGCAGCCUGGCAUAAGACCUUUACUGCAAAUAGCAGUCAGGAUUUUGGUGUUUGUGGGUGGUUGCAAGUCUCCACUGGGACAGAGAGAAUGGCAUCCCCAGGGUGGACGCUCCUGGUUCUGGCGGUGGCCGCCUGCUCGCCUUUCGCGGCGGGACGGAGAAUGAAGCAGCCCCGGUGCCCCUCUGGAUGUACCUGCACCAAAGAUAACGCCCUGUGUGAAAACGUCCGCUCUGUGCCUCACCAUUUCCCCUCAGACGUGCUGUCACUGUCUUUUGUCAAGUCUGGAUUCAGUGAAAUCACGGGAGGAAGCUUUGCGCAUACACCCGCCUUGCAACUACUAUUGUUCACGGCUAAUUCCUUUGACUUGAUCGACGAAGACGCAUUCGUAGGUCUGCCACAUCUUGAAUAUCUGUUUAUUGAGAAUAACAAGAUUGCAUCAAUCUCUCCCAAUGCAUUCCGGGGCCUCAAAACAUUGAUUCAUGUGAGUCUGGCUUACAACAAUCUUGAGACGCUGCCUAAAGAUGUGUUCAAGGGUAUGGAUGCUUUGACUAAAGUGGAUCUGAGAGGCAACAGCCUGAUAUGCGACUGCAAGCUGAAGUGGCUGGUGGAGUGGAUGCACCACACCAACGCCACACUGGACCAGAUCUACUGCAGCGGGCCGCCCAGUCACCAGGGCAAGAAGAUCAACGACCUGCUACCGCACUCCUUCGACUGCAUCUCGUCAGAGUUUGCCUCCUAUCAGUCGCUGAAGUUCGAGUCCAUUUCCGUGGAGUCGUUCACCUUUGGCAACGACCAGUUUGUUGUGUUUGCGCAACCCUUUGCCGGCACGUGCAGCUUCAUGGAAUGGGAUCACGUUGAGAUGAACUUCAGGAGCUUUGACACCAUCGAAAGCACUUCCACUGUGGUCUGCAAGCCCAUGGUGAUCGACCGCCACCUUUUUGUCAUCGUGGCGCAGCUCUUUGGCGGCUCCCACAUUUACAAACGCGACAUCUCCGCCAACAAAUUCAUCAAGAUCCAGGACAUUGACAUCCUGAAAAUCCGCAAACCCAACGACAUCGAAACCUUCACGAUUGACGGGGAGUCAUUCUUUGUCAUUGCAGACAGCUCCAAGGCCGGAUCAACAACCGUGUACAAAUGGAACGGCAAUGGAUUCUACUCCCAUCAGUCUCUCCACCCGUGGUACCGGGACACGGAUGUGGAAUACCUGGAGAUCUCCAGCAAACCUCACUUGAUCUUGUCCAGCAGCUCCCAGAGGCCUGUAGUUUAUCAGUGGAACAGGGUCCUGAAACAGUUUGACCGCAGGACCGACCUACCUGAGAUGGAGGAUGUGUUCUCCAUUAAACACUUCCAGGUCAAAGGAGAUCUGUUUAUAUGCUUGACAAGAUUCAUCGGGGACUCCAAGGUGAUGCGUUGGGACGGCGCCAUGUUCAAGGAGGUCCAGACGUUCCCAUCCCGCGGAUCUAUGGUCUUCCAGCCCGUCUCCAUCGGCAACUGGCAGUACGCCAUCCUGGGCAGCGAUUACUCACUGACGCAGGUGUACCAGUGGGACGCCAAGAGGGGCCACUUUGUGCCGUCUCAGGAGCUGAGCAUCCAGGCGCCGAGGGGAUUUUCUCAGGUGUCAGUGGACGGUCGAGAGUUCCUGAUUGCCUCCAGCUUUAAGGGCAAGUCGCAGAUAUACGAGCAUCUCAUGAUCGAUCUUAGCAAUUAAAUCUGAACUCAAAUGCCUACUAGGUCGUACAAUCCUGAUUUCGAUUAACAUCAGAGUUUGGACCACAUAAACAUUCUUAUGUUUUCGUUUUGGUGAACCACCCACCAAAAACACAGUGAGAAGAAGAAGAAAAUUAAAAAAAUCUAUAGCCUCAUCGUCACUUGUUUUCAAAUGUUCGGUAGACUUGGUUUGUCAUUUUGCUGUGGUUAACUUGUUUUUACACUUGCGUGACAAGAGUGCUAAAGAGCGAGAUUUCAAAUCAUCUUACGUCUUCGUUAUAAAAGCAGAUUGUUUUGUUUUCACGUCUCGGUCUUAACAGGAGUUAACUUCAUUCUAAAUUUGUAUGAUAGCUCAGAACUUUACUCUGAACCUUAAUACGAAUCUUGUUUCCAUAUGAGUUGGGAAAUUCUGUUAGAUGUAAAUAUAAACGGAAUACAAUGAUUUGCAAAUCAUUUUCAACCCAUAUUCAAUUGAAUGCACUACAAAGACAGGAUAUUUGAUGUUCAAACUCAUAAAUUAUUAUUUUUCUUGCAAAUAAUAAUCAACUUAAUAUUUCAUGGCUGCAACACGUGCCAAAGUAGUUGGGAAAGGGCAUGUUCACCACUGUAUUACAUCACCUUUUCUUUUAACAACACUCAAUAAACGUUUGGGAAUUGAGGAAACUAAUUGUUGAAGCUUUGAAAGUGGAAUUAUUUCCCAUUCUUGUUUUAUGUAGAGCUUCAGUCGUUCAACAGACUGGGGUCUCAGCUGUCGUAUUUUACGCUUCAUAAUGCGCCACACAUUUUCGAUGGGAGACAGGUCUAGACUGCAGGCGGGCCAGGAAAGUACUCGCACUCUUUUUUUACGAAGCCACGCUGUUGUAACACGUGCUGAAUGUGGCUUGGCAUUGUCUUGCUGAAAUAAGCAGGGGCGUCCAUGAAAAAGACGGCGCUUAGAUGGCAGCAUAUGUUGUUUCACUACUUGUAUGUACCUUUCAGCAUUAAUGGUGCCUUCACAGAUGUGUAAGUUACCCAUGCCUUUGGCACUAAUGCACCCCCAUACCAUCACAGAUGCUGGCUUUUGAACUUUGCGUCGAUAACAGUCUGGAUGGUUCGCUUCCCCUUUGGUCCGGAUGACACAAUGUCAAAUAUUUCCAAAAACAAUUUGAAAUGUGGAUUCGUCAGACCACAGAACACUUUUCCACUUUUCAUCAGUCCAUCUUAGAUGAUCUCGGGCCCAGAGAAGCCGGCGGCGCUUUUGGAUGUUGUUGAUAAAUGGCUUUGGCUUUGCAUAGUAGAGUUUUAACUUGCACUUACAGAUGUAGCGACAAACUGUAUUUAGUGACAGUGGUUUUUUGAAGUGUUCCUGAGCCCAUGUGGUGAUAUCCUUUAGAGAUUGAUGUCGGUUUUUGAUACAGUGCCGUCUGAGGGAUCGAAGGUCACGGUCAUGCCGCUUACGUGGAGUUCCAGAUUCUCUGAACCUUCUGAUGAUAUUAUGGACCAUAGAUGUUGAAAUCCCUAAAUUUUUUGCAAUUUAACCUUGAAAAAGGUUGUUCUUAAACUGUUUGACUAUUUGCUCACGCAAUUGUGGACAAAGGGGUGUACCUUGCUCCAUCCUUUCUUGUGAAAUUUUUUGGGAAGCUGUUUUUAUACCCAAUCAUGGCACCCACCUGUUCCCAAUUAGCCUGCACACCUGUGGGAUGUUACAAAUAAGUGGUUGAUGAACAUUCCUCAACUUUAUCAGUAUUUAUUGCCACCUUAUUUGCAAAAAAGAAAUGUUUAUCAGUUUGAACAUCAAAUAUGUUGUCCGUGUAGCAUAUUCAACUGAAUAUGAGUUGAAAAUGAUUUGCAAAUCAUUGUAAUUUGUUUAUAUUUGCAUCUAACACAAUUUCCCAACUCAUAUGGAAACGGGUUUUGUAAGCGCAACAGUUUGACCCUGGAACUGACUAUUUUCUGAUGUCUUCAUAUUCAAAGGGAAUAUCUUAAGUGGAGCAACUUUCAGGACUCUAGGCCAGUGUUUGUGACUGAAUAAGUGAGAAUAAUAUUCAUUUAACAGAGGAAGCAAGCAAAGUGGUCCGUAGUGAAAAUCCCGUUGACUGUGUCUACUGCAAGACCACGGAAUGAAGAUAGACGGUCCUAAAAUCUACUUGUACUCUGCGGUUACGCAAGACUCCAUGCAUGAUGCAGACGCUCACAAUGUUGCUCUUCGGAUGAAUGACUCGCUAGAAGCAUCCCACUGUGUCGCUAUCCCACCUCGUUCCCUUUUCACUUGCCCUUUUUUCGCCCUCAUGGACAAAAAGCAUUGUUGGAAUGACACAGUGCUGCACCUGUACCUGUGCUCGCACCUCUUUCAACUAAACCUUACUGACAACAAGUUGCCAAAUACAAUGUUUACUGUUAUUUUUCUACUAUACUGUAUAUAGUUAUUUAUAUGAUACAGCUUUUCUUGGUAGUUUUAUUUUGGAUAGGCUAGAAUGUUACGAUAGUAGCCUCAUUGUUACAUUUGUGCAGUUUUACUCUUAAAGUUAGAAAAUAAAUGUGGAAAUUGUCAUUAAAAACAGUAGAAAUGUCAGAUUUUUGUUAUUGCUAUUAAUGAUUUACCUAUAUAACAUGUAUUUUUUAUCCAUUUAAUGACUAAUAAAACAGAGUAUAGGAAA